AUGGUGUUCAAAUCGGUCGUAUACGUUUUGGUGUCUAUUCAACUGGUCGUUUGUGCGCUGCCCAACUCGUUUGAAAUGCCAUCCAAUGGAGUGCUACCGAAUCCUGUAACGUAUUUUGAAGGCGUACAAAACGAAAACAAAACAAAUGCUGGACGCUCACACGAGGCUAGAUUUGGAUACAUACCGUCAUCUUUUGGCGGAUCAUCAACUGGAAUGGGUGGAUAUCAAGGUAAUUCGGUCAGUAGCUAUGGAUCCAAUAAAAUUGAUAUAGGAGGUCUGGUUGUUGGCGCUGUAGUCGGGCUUGGAAUUUUAAUUUUCAUCCCGAAAAUUCUUUACUUACUAUUUUCGACAACUAAUCUUUUUGGUGCUCAUCCAGUCGGCACCGGUUACUCAGGAUAUGGAAGGAGUGAGGAUCUAAUGUCUGGUUUAAAUGGUAUAGUCACAAAGUUUGAAGAGUCCAUGUCCAAAUACAAUAUAAAUACAACAGAAUGUAUGCAAAAAGCACUGUGCACUUAUAUACAGUCCACGGAACAAGUUAAAGAAAAAUCAGGAAUAAAUAAUUUUGUAGACACUUCAAUUAAUACUUUAACACAGAAUUCUGUAAUGAAUUUUAUGAUUGAUGGUUCGAGAUUCAAAGCAGCUCUUGAAGCCGGGAAGAAUGGAGAGUGUACGACUGCCUACAGACAAUGUCCGUUCGACCAAAAUAGCAUUUAUAUGUUCUUAAGACAAAUUUCAACUAAAAAGUAA
Macrosiphum euphorbiae (potato aphid) is the source of this 747-nucleotide messenger RNA. NCBI's taxonomy places the organism in Eukaryota, Metazoa, Arthropoda, Insecta, Hemiptera, Aphididae. The record is from the annotation of a GenBank genome assembly.